Molecule: messenger RNA, 849 nt
Organism: Talaromyces rugulosus
Lineage: Eukaryota; Fungi; Ascomycota; Eurotiomycetes; Eurotiales; Trichocomaceae
Exons: 3
Coding region: 1-849 (282 amino acids)
Biological process (GO): carbohydrate metabolic process
Cellular component (GO): extracellular region
Molecular function (GO): cellulase activity; cellulose binding
Source: RefSeq, a predicted model, not a curated record
AUGAAGCUGGUCUUUCUUUCAUUCGGUGCGCUGGCAUCAGCCGCCUCCCUCGCCACAACCACUCGUUACUAUGAUGGACAAGAAGGAGCUUGUGGAUGCGGUACCAGCUCUGGCGCAGACGCAUGGCAGCUUGGAAUUAGUGACAACGUCUAUACUGCUGCCGGAUCUCAAGCCCUUUUCGACACGAGCGGCUCCUCCUGGUGCGGUGCCGGAUGUGGUACAUGCUACAACCUAACUUCAACGGGCUCUUCAGCAUGCGAUGGGUGUGGAACUGGAGGAGUUGCUGGCGACAGCAUUAUUGUGAUGGUCACCAAUUUAUGCCCAUACAAUGGGAACCAGCAAUGGUGUCCGCAGCCGGGGUCCACCAACGAGUAUGGCUACGGUUACCACUUUGAUAUUAAUGCUGAGAGCGAAGUGUUUGGCGACAACGUCGUUGUCCAGUUUGAGCAGGUUACAUGCCCGGGGCAGGCUACUACUGAUUGGGAGACUUGCCUGUGCUACGAUCAAACCUCCACGGAUACCACAUCUGCAAGCUUGGCCUCGGCUACUUCUGCCUCUCCUCAGGGAGAAUCGGAGUCUUCUACUACAAGUACAGAACCGACAGUUACAGCUCCCAAUUCUGCGGCUGAGACCACUGUUGUCGUCACCAGUGCAACACCGACUUCAACGCCUUCCUCUUGCACUGGUGACGCAACCCCAAGCGAUACUUCGGCGUCUACGGGCUCUACGCAGACAUUGUAUGGACAGUGCGGUGGCGCAAACUGGACCGGCGCGACCGCCUGUGAAUCAGGAUCGACAUGCAAAGUACAGAACCCUUACUAUUCACAGUGUGUGAGCAGUUCGGAUUAA